Messenger RNA from Alternaria rosae, 1377 nucleotides. RefSeq lists its product as uncharacterized. NCBI's taxonomy places the organism in Eukaryota, Fungi, Ascomycota, Dothideomycetes, Pleosporales, Pleosporaceae. The transcript is spliced from 2 exons. Bases 314 to 1153 code for a protein of 279 amino acids. The record is from RefSeq and is a predicted model, not a curated record.
AUGGCUUUUUCGAUUGGUCGGAAAUUACUCCCAAGCAACGGAAGGCUGUCGCUAAUAUGUAUGGGGUGCUACAACGUCGUUAUCUUCAUCCCGAAACGUAUAACGUUGUGCAGGUUGCGGUGCGCCUUCGGUCAAAGUCGUCCUAUUGAGGAAUGGCAAUUCGGCGACCAUCUUAUACGGCAUAUCAUAGAGAGCACAACGGCAGUUCAAAUAUGUGCUUGCUUACUCCUGUUUUCUGGUGGUCAACUCCAAAUUACCCUAUCCUGAGCCCUCUUCGGUCUUCUUAGACAGCAAGCAAUUGAGCGUUCCCAAGAUGACUAUACGACCUAGCCAAGUCCUUACCAUGGCAUUCAUCGGAGCCUAUCUUACAUUCGUAACAGACGCAUUCCCGACCGACCUUCAUAUAUCGAGUCCCGAGCCACGCGACCUCGUAACCACAGACGCGAAGAACCUCAGAGAACACAUUGAAGUUUACGGCAUACCAUAUGGAGUUCUCGGCGCGGUCUCCCAUGGCCUAACCUUCUACGUAAUUCUCUGUCACUUCUUCGGAAGAAAGCCUUUGCUUCCGUGGAUGGCACUGGAGAAGGAACGCUGGAACAUCGCGGUGGUCACACUCUCAUCGCUCAUCUCGAUCAUCCUUUCCGGGGUUACCAUGGCACGAACAAGGGGCUCCCGCCCGCUUCUCAUACUUGCGGGUAUGCAGAUCGUACUCCAUGCUCUGAUAGAUAUCAUCCACAUACAUCGCAUGUGCGUUGGAUCUCCUGGUUGGAGUAACUCGACAUCUUUUUGGGCGAUCCCUCUUGUAGUGGUGUCGUGCUUCUCGAUAUAUGCCUUUUACGAGUUUCCCUUCGAAGGAGACGAGGGCAAUGUCGGAAGCCUUUUCGGUACUGCCAUCUUUAUUGUUCUAAUUGUAUGGAUUGGCUUGACUGGAUUGAAAACCUUGAUCGGCAUCUUGAUAUGCAUUUUCUCCAAGUUCAAGAGAUGUGCGACAUUUGGAGUUGCAGCAGUUCUGCUCAGCUGCGGACUCUUCUGGUUUGGUGAUUUCGGCAUGGCCAUCGUGAGCAAGAGUACGCUGGGGACACCGUCGAACCAAGUGAGGGCACUGUAUUACACGUACUGGGUUGUUGAGAGGCUACCGCUAUUCACAUUCUAAGAUGCGCGUUGGCGAGACGGUGAAAUGCUAUUACACAUGAUGUACUUGUAGCAUUUGUCGGUAUUAAGGAUGCGUUCUGUUUAACCUAGCACUAGGUGUAACGCUAUGUCGGAACCGGCUCGCUCUUGCGGCUCGAAAUCUGUUCCGCACUAGUACGCGACGAGUCUACCCGGAGUGGUGACAUCAACGAACAUGCGUCAGUGCCUCCUGCAUCUUCACGCUAU